CUCCCUCCGCGGCGCCUUCACGACAUGCCGGAGGAGGCAAGCUUCCCGCCGGCCAAGAAAUUCCGGCCGUGCUCUGGGCCUUGGAGCCGCGCCGGAUUCUCCCAUCCCGGGACGCGAGUGGUGAUGCUUCUGACUACGGGUGGCGGCGGCGGCGGAGGCCGGAGGCAGCAGCAGCCCCUGGCCCAGCCGUCGGCCAGCCCUUACCGUGAGGCCCUGGAGCGGCAGCGCCGGAGUCUACCCAUCUUCCAGGCGCGGGGGCAGCUGUUGGCCCAGCUCCGAAACCUGGACAGCGCGGUCCUCAUCGGGGAAACUGGCUCGGGGAAGACAACUCAGAUACCCCAGUAUCUCUAUGAAGGGGGGAUUGGCCGCCAGGGCAUCAUCGCAGUGACCCAGCCCCGUCGAGUGGCUGCUAUCUCUCUUGCUACUAGAGUCUCAGAUGAGAAGAGGACUGAACUCGGGAAGCUGGUUGGCUAUACCGUACGCUUUGAGGAUGUCACCUCAGAAGAUACCAGAAUCAAGUUCUUAACAGAUGGCAUGCUUCUUCGUGAAGCAAUAUCAGAUUCCCUGCUUAGGAAGUACAGCUGUGUCAUCUUGGACGAAGCCCAUGAACGAACUAUCCACACGGAUGUGCUCUUUGGAGUAGUGAAAGCUGCACAGAAGAGGCGAAAGGAGCUGGGAAAACUACCUCUCAAAGUGAUCGUGAUGUCAGCUACAAUGGAUGUGGAUCUGUUUUCUCAGUAUUUCAAUGGUGCCCCUGUCCUCUACCUGGAGGGGCGGCAACAUCCCAUCCAGAUUUUCUACACGAAGCAACCUCAGCAUGAUUACCUGCACUCAGCUCUUAUCUCAGUCUUUCAGAUCCACCAGGAAGCCCCUUCUUCUCAAGAUAUCCUGGUGUUCCUUACUGGACAGGAGGAAAUCGAGGCAAUGAGCAAGACCUGCCGAGACAUUGCAAAGCACCUCCCUGAUGGCUGUCCUGCAAUGCUUGUCCUUCCUCUGUAUGCCUCCCUGCCCUAUGCACAGCAGCUCCGAGUCUUCCAAGGGGCCCCAAAGGGCUAUCGCAAAGUGAUCAUUUCAACCAACAUCGCUGAAACCUCCAUAACCAUUACAGGAAUAAAAUAUGUAGUUGACACGGGCAUGGUUAAAGCAAAGAAGUAUAACCCUGACAGUGGUCUUGAGGUGCUGGCUGUGCAGCGGGUGUCAAAGACCCAGGCCUGGCAGCGCACAGGGAGGGCUGGCAGAGAAGACAGUGGUGUCUGCUACCGGCUCUACACCGAGGAAGAGUUUGAGAAGUUUGAAAAGAUGACUGUGCCGGAGAUCCAGAGGUGUAACCUGGCGAGUGUGAUACUUCAGCUCCUAGCAAUGAAAGUCCCAAAUGUGCUCACCUUUGACUUCAUGUCCAAACCAUCUGCAGAUCACAUUCAGGCGGCCAUUACCCAACUGGACCUGUUAGGUGCUCUUGAACACAAGGAUGACCAGCUUACCCUGACUCCAAUUGGGAAAAAGAUGGCAGCAUUUCCUUUAGAGCCCAGAUUUGCCAAAACCAUCCUCCUGUCUUCAAAAUUCCACUGUACAGAAGAGAUUCUGACCAUCGUCUCCCUGCUGUCUGUGGACAGCAUUCUCUACAACCCUCCUGCUCGGCGAGACGAAGUGCAGGGUGUCCGGAGGAAAUUCAUAUCUAGUGAAGGAGAUCACAUCACGCUGCUUAAUAUCUAUCGGACCUUCAAAAACAUAGGUGGAAAUAAGGACUGGUGCAAAGAGAAUUUUGUCAACAGCAAGAAUAUGAUGCUAGUAGCUGAAGUCAGAGCACAGCUGAGGGAACUCUGCUUAAAGAUGUCAAUGCCAAUAAUGUCAUCCCGUGGUGACAUGGAGAGUGUCCGCCGCUGCCUGGCUCACAGCCUGUUCAUGAACACUGCUGAGCUCCAGCCAGAUGGCACCUAUGCCACUACAGACACACACCAGCCGGUGGCCAUCCACCCCUCAUCUGUCCUCUUCCACUGCAAGCCGGCCUGCGUUGUGUAUACUGCACUGCUCUACACCAACAAGUGCUACAUGCGAGACCUCUGUGUGGUGGAUGCUGAGUGGCUCUAUGAGGCUGCCCCUGAGUACUUCCGGAGGAAGCUGAGAACCUCCAGAAACUGAGCUGCCUCAGGAUGCUACCUGCAUGGCUAAGCCUGCAGCUUGUACUGCAGCUAUCCCCAUAGCAGACUCCUAGGUAGCAGCUAGAGAAGCUUCGGGUUUCAAUGCAGCUGUGUUUCCUUGAGUUCCAAGAGCUUGACAGUGAAUGUGCUGACACUCUGCAGACUGAACCAUGGAGACUUCAGUAUCUCACUUCUGAUUCUGGCUGCGUGACUAAAUUAACUUUAGAGACUCAGUUUAUCUGCUAGAGAGGAAUAGUAUUUGGAGAAAAUGAAUGAAAAGUUACCCAGAGAUUUGCAAGAUAGUCAUCUCAUGAAUUGUGAGCCAUUGUGCUGAAUGUUACUGUGUUCUGUGUGAUAACAGUACCUUGAGAUCUUGUGACUAAGAGGGAUUUUCUGGGAGGGGACCAUAGGAAGCUACAGAUCCAGGACAUUGUCCUCAGUUCUGUUUCUUUUUUGCAGUGCUAGCAAUGAAACCUAGGGCCUCAUGCAUGCUUGGCAAAUGCUCUGAGCCAUAUCUCCAGUCUUCAAUUUUAUUUAAUGUCUAAUUCUAUUUUAAAUAGAAAAACAAACAGACUUUUGUUAGAUGUUCUAGGAGGGAGAUACGAUUGUUUCUGACCUCCUGCUAAGCCUCACGUCUCAGGGUGUAGGCCGCUUUUGUCUCGAAGCGGAGAUCAGCAAAGGCCUCCCUUGGUCCUCAGUGCCUCUGUUGUCACAUGCCCCCAGCAGUGCUUUCAGGAGGCAUGCACGAUCUGUACCUUCUGACUCAUGAUAUAUGUAGAAUAUGGGAAGCCAACAUUUUAUAGUGAUGUCCUUCUGAAACCCAGUGGACAUUCAUUCACUGGACACCUGUGAACAUGUGCACAUGAGGGAUGAUUGCAUGAUAUCAGUGAGAAUCCAAAGUUCAUUAGCUUGUCCUCUCUAUCACAUCUGACCAUGAUAUUCUUUGGUUUUACUUCUUUCUUCUUUUUUAAAUUAAUUAAUUUAUUUGAGAGCAACAGACACAGAGAGAAAAACAGAGAGAGAGAGAGAGAAUGGGCGCGCCAGGGCUUCCAGCCUCUGCAA
Messenger RNA from Jaculus jaculus (lesser Egyptian jerboa), 3200 nucleotides. It is a transcript of the gene Dhx33, whose product is annotated as DEAH-box helicase 33. The record is from RefSeq and is a predicted model, not a curated record. Lineage: Eukaryota; Metazoa; Chordata; Mammalia; Rodentia; Dipodidae. The coding region runs from base 25 to 2139 and encodes 704 amino acids. Gene Ontology annotation, cellular component: intracellular anatomical structure; nucleolus. The transcript has 12 exons. Gene Ontology annotation, molecular function: ATP binding; RNA binding. Gene Ontology annotation, biological process: positive regulation of transcription by RNA polymerase I.